AUGAUGAGUAUUCACGUGAGCUUAGCUGUAGGGCUCGCCUGCCUGGCUGGUAUCAACACCCAUCCCACUGCGGUCAAUGGGAAGUUAUAUAGUGCAAGUAAUUCUGAGACAUCUCUGACGUUGCUCUUCCAGAACAAUCUCAACUUUACAGAUGAUGCCAACCACAUCGGAACCAUCCUGUUGGACCCCAUGACCCUGGCCAGUGGCGCCAAAGCAUGUGCCGCAAUCGGCGAGACCCUUAUCCCACAAGCAGCCAUACAAAACUACACUUCCGACUUUCAGCAUUCUCUCGCAUACAACGCCUAUGCUGGUCGGGCUAGUCAGCGUCAAUCAUACAUCAUCAAGGAUGGCACCGUGACCGUCGACGAAACAUCGAGGAAACUCAUCUUUGGACGAGUCCCUUGCGGCUACCAGACACUACCCGUGCUUUGCACCCAGUCUAGCAACCAGAACAUGGCCGAAAACGCCGUUGCCACCAGCGCCAACAAGAUCACCGUUGCCUCGAACGGCAACGCUUUCGUCGGGUUUCGAAACCAAAAGUCUUUCCGUUUCCAAGGCAUUCCUUUCGCCAACCCGCCAUCACGAUUCGAGUACUCGACGCUGUAUUCCCCUAAAGGCCGGGUCAUCAACGCCACCGCAUACGGUCCCGACUGUUCUCAGGGUUCUGACCUACAAGUAACACCAUAUAUCCCUAAGGCCGGCUCUACCAAGAAUCUCCGUCCAGUACACUUAUGGAUCCACGGUGGUGGAUUCACCGGCGGCAAUGGUGCCGACCCGGGUAGCGACGGCGGCCAGCUAGCUUCACGCGAGGACAUUGUCGUUGUCGAGAUCAACUACCGCUUGAGCACGCUCGGUUUCCUGGCCGUGCCUGGGACAAACAUCACCGGCAAUUACGGCAUCGCGGACCAGGUGGUGGGCAUUAAAUGGGUCAUUGAGAACAUUGCUUCUUUUGGCGGCGACCCGGAGAAGAUCGUCAUCAGCGGUGGAUCUGCCGGGGCCGGCUCUGUCCGCACGCAUCUGGGAUCCCCAAAGUCCAUUGGCAAGUUUCGCGGCGCCAUCGCGAUGUCCAAUCUCGGCGGCGGUGUCGAUCUUGGUCUUGACGGCGACUAUGGUACCACCUACAGCUCCUAUCUUUCUAUUGCCGACUCGUACAACCGCUCCGCUGCCCUCUUCUCCGAGGCGGGCUGCAACCAGGCAACUGUGGAGGCGCAAGUUGCGUGUCUAAAGACCAUCCCCGCACAAACCAUUGUCAACCUCGCAACUGUCGCCCGCUACGUUGUUCAAGAUGGCGUCUAUGUCACGACUGGAAGCCUGAAUGUUUACAACAGCAAUGGCUCGACUGCUAGCGUCAACACUAUCUGGGGCAAUAUCGUCAAUGAUGGUGCCUCCUUCUCGACGUACUCAACUAAACCGAUCGCCAACCAUACACAAGGUCUUAUGGUCGGCCUCGGAAUCUCCGAAGCCUACGCUCAGAAGAUCAUCGACUCCGGCUUAUUUCCUUACUGGGACACUGGAAACGCAACUCUUGACUCGUUUAAUGUUAGCCAGCGUAUUGCGACCGACAAGACGUUCCGCUGCAUCGACCAGGCCACCGUCUACGCCGGUGUCCACUCAGGGGCCUUCAAGACUUCUUACUAUUACCAGCUGGAACGCGCAUACGGUGGCUACAACCCAAACAAUGUGGACGGGAUAGGUCCGAUCGAGCCGGGAUAUCCGAACGGUGACCCAGAGAAGCCGUACUUCCGACUUCACGGCGCCGAUAUGCCUUGGGUGUUUGUGAGUGGUGUCCCGCCCGACGCUGUGUCAAAAUUUUCUGACUGUCCGAAGGCAAACCUUUACACCAUCCGAGAUGACAAUGAUCUCAGGUCAGUUCAGCUUAGCUCUGCGUACUUUGCCUCCUUCGUGCGCGAGCUACAGCCAAACCCAGAGGCCACGUACCUUUCCGUACGCGGGUAUACUGACAGUAUCGCUGGCGUUGCUGCUAGUGAUGCUUGGGAGCCUGUCAGUGGUUUAGAAGGCCCUAUCAAGCGGCUAGAUGUUGUCUCUAAGACAGACACGUUCCAGGAUAGAGAACAGUGUAAUUUUCUAAACUACAGUGUCAGCUACUAUAUUAAUGAGAGGUUAAAAAGAGGCAAACUGAUUUAG
Messenger RNA from Colletotrichum spaethianum, 2145 nucleotides. RefSeq names its product cholinesterase. Bases 1 to 2145 code for a protein of 714 amino acids. NCBI's taxonomy places the organism in Eukaryota, Fungi, Ascomycota, Sordariomycetes, Glomerellales, Glomerellaceae. The transcript has 2 exons. The record is from RefSeq and is a predicted model, not a curated record.